AUGGAGCCGUCGGGAUGCGCAUGUCUGCUCGUGGGGCGUCGCCGGCAGAAACCGUCCUUGUCUUUGCCUGCAAGCCCGCGUCGUCGUGUGGUGAUCCCUGGAAUCGUGCCGGGCACGGUGCUGCGCACGCGCGCCUCUGUUGUCGAGUGGAUUCACAAGUGCAGGCAGCUUCCGGCUUCCACCGAGUACACGGUGCUGAUGAGGAGCGGCAAGCAGGUUCCACGGCAUGCAGCCGACGCGGGGCUGGCAGCGCUGCCUUGCGGACUGGCUGCUGCAAACGCGUGUCAGCGAUGUCCGUGGAUGGCGGUCGGAAACAGCGGCGAGAGCGCUGCGGCAAAGCACACCUGCUGGCGCACGUCUCUUGAGAGUGCGGCGCGAAACAUGUGGGCGUCGUCCGCCAUCGCGGACGGAGCUACAACCCUGACCCGCACCCACGACGAUGCCAUGCGCUGCUGUUCGUUUCUGGAGCCUUUCGCGAUACAGGUGACACCGAACCGACUCCUGGGCCUUCAGCUGUUCUUUGUGCCACUGGAGUGGACUGACUCACCGGCGUCGUCGCGCAGCCGUCUCGCAGGCUCCGCAGCGCCCGCCUGUGGCACACCCGCUGCUGCGACGGCGGUGGUGUGCAUUGAGCGAGAGGGCCUGUCGCGUCCCUUGUCUGUUGCUGCUCAUGUAUGCCGCAGAGAGCCGGCGUCACCGGCCGCUGCUUCAGGCGGCGUCGCGGAGCUCUCUCCAGAGGCACUCGACCUUACACAGGAGUGCCUGCUGGAGUCGCUGGAGCAGAAGCGGCUGGUCCCCGCUCUCCAGCGGUGGGCCACGCAGCUCCCCACCUCCACCCAGGCGCGGCUUCUUGGCGUCUUCAUUUCUCAGCCGUUCACAUGGGCGCCGCACUCAGAGACGACUACAUCGCUGCAGGUGAUUCUUGUGGUGGAGCGCAACACGGACGUGCUUGGCAUGCAGAGCCCUUUGUGCAGCCCGUCCCACCCCGCCGACCUCCUCUCCACUGAGGAGCGGCAGCUGGUGGAGGUUGUCACCGCGGCGGCGCCGCUAAUCAAUGAGGUCGAGGUGCUUGUGUGGGUGCAGAGCACAUGCGGCGAGGCACGGGGGACAGCUGCCGCAGAGACCGCUCUUCAUCGACUCUACCCAACUCUCAGUCGCGAUGCCUUACCGGCGGAUGUGCGGUGCGAGGAUUGGCAGAACGGGUGUGACCUUGUCAAGGGUGGGACGGAAGCGCGCAAGCUGGUGCGCGGUCAAGUGACGCAGACAGUUCGCUGCUGGUGCCAGCCGCUGCGCAAGGAGUUGUCGAUGAACCUCCCUCCCUAUCACGCGGCGUUAUGCGCUGUGCCUCUUCCAUGGUUUGGUAAGGCGUGCCGCCGCCGUCCUCAGUCGAGGCCCAGCUCGGAGCAUCGCACAGCGUCGUCCCCUGCACUAGACAUCGGCGCCGCCGCUGGCAAAGCCGAGCGCGCAUUCGCCAGCGCCUGCUCACAGCGGCUUCCGUGGGUUCCGACUUUCUGGCGCCACCCCGGCGCGCUCGACGCCUGCUGCUCCGUGCUCCUCAGCGUCCUCCUUGAGGGCACGAUCUUGCCCACCAGGGCGACAUCUGCGGUCACCGAGAGCGACACGCCGCGUCGGCCAGGGAGCGUCGAGGUGUGCGCCCCUCGUCUCUCUGCGCACUUGUUUGCAGCCGCGGAGGCAGAUGUUGGCGCAGCGGCCGGGCAGACGAUUCUGGACGGUGCAGUCGUGGCACUCGCGGGAGAGGCGGAGCGCGUAGUCGCUCUCAGCGGGAAGUCGGAGCAGGCCGGUCAUUUUGCCUCGUGUGGUGCACCGUUGCCACCGACAUCAUUUUCUGAAUUGUCGGCGCCUCGUCGCGUGCUCGUGUCCGUGCGAGAGGGCGACGGGGCCGCUACAGCUGUGACGACGGCGUUCGUGAAGCAAGUUCUGGGCUCAGUCCAUACACAGCCAGCGCGCUUGUGCUUGUACGAGUGCACUUCCACCAUGAAAGCGGCGGCACUCGGCGCGCAGGUUGCCGCGACACUCCAGCACGCGCAGCGCGUCGGUCAAUCGGUCUCUGUCGACACCGGCAUCGUGGACGUUGAUCCGCUCGCCUCGUCGUUUGUGGCGUACGCAUGUGUGUCCGUGCAUGUGUGA
Molecule: messenger RNA, 2148 nt
Organism: Leishmania major strain Friedlin
Lineage: Eukaryota; Euglenozoa; Kinetoplastea; Trypanosomatida; Trypanosomatidae
Exons: 1
Coding region: 1-2148 (715 amino acids)
Source: RefSeq, a predicted model, not a curated record